Messenger RNA from Aspergillus wentii DTO 134E9, 1167 nucleotides. Its product is annotated as mannitol-1-phosphate 5-dehydrogenase. Gene Ontology annotation, cellular component: cytosol. NCBI's taxonomy places the organism in Eukaryota, Fungi, Ascomycota, Eurotiomycetes, Eurotiales, Aspergillaceae. The record is from RefSeq and is a predicted model, not a curated record. Gene Ontology annotation, molecular function: mannitol-1-phosphate 5-dehydrogenase activity. The coding region runs from base 1 to 1167 and encodes 388 amino acids. Gene Ontology annotation, biological process: mannitol catabolic process. The transcript has a single exon.
AUGGGAAAGAAGGCUAUCCAGUUCGGCGGUGGUAACAUCGGCCGUGGCUUCGUUGCCGAGCUCCUCCACGAGGCCGGCUACGAGGUCGUCUUCAUUGAUGUCAUGGACAAUGUCAUCACCUCUCUCCAGGAGACCCCCUCUUAUCAGGUCACUGAGGUCAGCGAGGAGGGUGAAAACACCAAGACCAUCACCAACUACCGUGCUGUCAACUCCAAGACCCACGAGAGCGAUGUCAUCAAGGAGAUCUCUGAUGCCGACGUCGUCACUUGUGCUGUUGGCCCUAACAUCCUCAAGUUUAUCGCUCCUGUCAUUGCCAAGGGUAUUGAUGCUCGCGUUGCAUCCAAGCCAGUGGCUGUGAUUGCUUGUGAGAAUGCCAUCGGUGCUACUGAUACCCUUCACGGCUUUAUCAAGGAACGCACCGACCCUGGGCGUGUCGAGACCCUUUAUGAGCGUGCUCAGUUUGCCAACUCAGCUAUUGAUCGCAUCGUUCCCACCCAGCCUCCCAACAGCGGCCUCAACGUCCGCAUCGAGAAGUUCUAUGAAUGGGUUGUCGAAAAGACUCCCUUUGGCGAUGUCGGCCAUCCUGAUAUUCCUGCCAUCCACUGGGUCGAUAACCUGGCACCCUACAUUGAGCGCAAGCUCUUCACCGUCAACACCGGACACGCUACUACCGCCUACUACGGCUACAAACUGGGCAAGAAGACCAUUGCAGAUUCUUUGGCCGAUCAAUACAUUCGAGGCAUUGUCCACAACGUCCUUGAUGAGACUGCCUCCCUCAUCGUGGCCAAGCAUGGAAUCCCAGAGGAGGAGCAGAAGAAAUACGUCGAGAAGAUUGUCAGCCGGUUUGCAAACCACUACCUCGAGGACACCGUGGAGCGUGUAGGCCGUGCUCCUCUGCGUAAGCUUUCCCGAAAUGAGCGUUUUAUCGGACCUGCCUCGCAGCUUGCGGAACGCGGCCAGAAAUUUGAUGCUUUGUUGGGCUCCAUCGAGAUGGCUCUUCGUUUCCAGAAUGUUCCAGGAGAUGACGAAAGUGUGGAUCUCUUCAAGACACUCUCUCAGCUGUCUCCUGGUGAUGCAACAGUGGAGCUCACCGGACUUGAAAGUGAACACCCUCUGUACAACCAUGUACUCCAGGUGGUGGACAAGGUGAAAUUGGACAUCAAGUAG